AUGCGCAUCACUUCGCUCCCGCUACUCUCCCUGGCCACGAGUCUGGUGGGAUUAACUGCCGCAUUGCCCCAUGCCGACCCUGAAACCGUCCUGCGCCGCCAGUCGAAAAAUCAAGAAAAGGCCGACGCGGUCAAGGAGGCGUUCCAACAUGCAUGGAAAGGAUAUACCAAAUAUGCAUUUCCGCACGACGAGCUGCGCCCGGUGAGCAACGGAUAUGGAGACUCGCGAAAUGGAUGGGGAGCUUCUGCGGUGGAUGCACUGUCGACGGCGAUUAUUAUGGGUGAUACAGACGCGGUCAACACCAUCCUUGACUUUAUCCCUAAAAUCGACUUCACCAAGACCUCCGAGGAGGUCAGCUUGUUCGAGACCACCAUCCGUUAUUUGGCUGGCAUGCUGUCGGGCUACGACUUACUGACGGGCCCUGCAUCGAAUCUGGUCCGCAAGUCCGACCAGGUGGAUGAGCUGCUGUCUCAGUCCAAGAAGUUGGCCAAUGUACUCAAGUUCGCCUUCGAUACCCCCUCUGGGGUGCCGCACAACAAUCUCAACAUCACCGGUCGGCGUACCGACGGCUCCAGCACCAAUGGACUUGCGGUGACGGGAACACUAGUCCUCGAGUGGACGCGACUGUCUGACUUGACUGGCGAUGACGAGUAUGCUAAACUCAGCCAGAAGGCGCAGUCGUACCUGCUUGACCCGAAGCCGUCCAGCGGAGAGCCGUUCCCCGGGCUCGUGGGAAGCAGCAUCAACAUCAAGACGGGCGAGUUUGCAGAUGGCAUGGUCUCGUGGGACGGCGGUGACGACUCGUUCUACGAGUACCUGAUCAAGAUGUACGUGUACGACCCCAAGCGGUUCGAGAAGUACAAGGAUCGCUGGGUGCUUGCGGCCCAAUCGACCAUUAAACACCUGCAAGCGCACCCCAAGCCCCGUCCGGACUUGACCUUCCUGUCCUCGUACAACAACGGCAAGAAAUACCUCAGCUCGCAGCACCUCACCUGUUUUGAUGGCGGUAGCUUCCUGCUUGGUGGCAGUGUGCUGGACCGCCAGGAGUUUAUCGACUUUGGUUUGGAGCUUGUGCACGGCUGCGAGGCCACCUACAACCAGACCCUGACCAAGAUCGGUCCGGAUUCAUGGGGGUGGGAUCCGGAGAAGGUUCCGAAUGACCAGAAGGAUUUCUACGAGCGCGCCGGCUUUUAUAUCUCCAGUGGCAACUAUGUGCUCCGGCCCGAGGUCAUUGAAAGCUUCUACUACGCGCACCGGAUCACGGGCAAGGAAAUUGUCAGUUACCGCGAUUGGGUCUGGAAUGCCUUCGUAGCCAUCAAUGCCACCUGCCGCACCGACUCGGGCUUUGCAGCCAUCACCAAUGUGAACACGGCCCACGGCGGUUCCAAGGACGACAGUCAGGAGAGUUUCCUGUAUGCCGAGGUGCUGAAAUACGCGUACCUCGCACACGCGGAAGAUGCUCCGUGGCAGGUCCAGGAAGGUGAUAAGAACGCCUUUGUCUAUAACACCGAGGCCCAUCCUAUGCGCGUGGUGCGCAGUUAG
Molecule: messenger RNA, 1542 nt
Organism: Penicillium alfredii
Lineage: Eukaryota; Fungi; Ascomycota; Eurotiomycetes; Eurotiales; Aspergillaceae
Product: glycoside hydrolase family 47 protein
Exons: 4
Coding region: 1-1542 (513 amino acids)
Biological process (GO): carbohydrate metabolic process; N-glycan processing
Cellular component (GO): Golgi membrane; endoplasmic reticulum
Molecular function (GO): mannosyl-oligosaccharide 1,2-alpha-mannosidase activity; calcium ion binding
Source: RefSeq, a predicted model, not a curated record